This is a messenger RNA of Carya illinoinensis, 3343 nucleotides long. RefSeq names its product wall-associated receptor kinase 2-like. Gene Ontology annotation, biological process: protein phosphorylation; cell surface receptor signaling pathway. The transcript is spliced from 5 exons. Bases 571 to 2754 code for a protein of 727 amino acids. Gene Ontology annotation, cellular component: plasma membrane. Gene Ontology annotation, molecular function: ATP binding; calcium ion binding; polysaccharide binding. The record is from RefSeq and is a predicted model, not a curated record. NCBI's taxonomy places the organism in Eukaryota, Viridiplantae, Streptophyta, Magnoliopsida, Fagales, Juglandaceae.
AAUAUGAGUAUUAUAUGUCCGUUUUUUAUAAUUAAAGGCUAUAUUUUUUAGUUUAAUAAUUUGAUACAUAAAGGAUAAAACAUUGCAUAAUUGGAGUAUAAAUAUAUUGGCUUCACCUUAAUUGCUUAAAUUGGUUCCACCUUCUUGGUGCUUGAGGAAUGCAUAGGAUACUUUAUAUAUAUAUAUAUAUAUAUAUACCACAAUCAUGAUGGAAUUGGAGAAUCUUUUGCUUAUCCAAAGUUAAAAACAUUGCUUUCUUCCUUCCUACUUUUCUUUUGAAUAAGAGAUCAUAUUUUGUUGAACCAAGAGGGGAAAAAGGCUUAAGUUGGUUCGAUAGAGGAUCAGACAAGUCUAUAUAUGUAUCUCUUUCUUCUUUAAAGAAGAAUAGAUUGUUUCAAAGUUCUUAAGAAAGGUAGAGCAAAUGAAGGGAAAGUGAGGCAGCUGAAGGAAGUGGCUAAUAAUCCUAUUGUGCUCAAGUGGGAGAGUCUCGCUAAAGGUACGUACCUAAUUGAGGAGGGCAUUUAAAGCUGUCUGCAGCACAAAGAAAGCAGAGUGCAGGAAAGGAAAGCCAUGGAUAUGGCUGGAAAACUUCUGCAACAACUGCUACUCGGGGUCAUAAUUUUAGCAGCCACAGCAGUAUCUAUUGCAAACUCAACCUGCGACCGCGAGUGUGGAAAUAUUAAAAUCCCCUACCCAUUUGGAACAAGCGAGGGCUGUUACCUUGACAAACCUUUUCUCAUCACUUGUAACCACACGUUCGAUCCUCCAAAACCAUUUCUGGACCAUGAUAUUCCUGUUGAGAACAUAUCAGUACCGAAUGGUGAACUGCGAGUCUCAAACCCCGUAGCCCACCUUUGCAGAGAAUUUAAUCGGGCAGCCUGCCGCCAACCCCAAGAUCCACAAUAUUCCAGUUGCAUUGCGCGCGGGGUCUACACGCGCGUGGACUACACGCGCAUCUCUGCCUUGCUUAAUUUGUCAAAUUUUCGCAUCUCAGAGACGAGGAACAAGAUCACUUCUGUUGGUUGUAAUGUUUAUGCAUAUAUUCAAGGUUCAGAGGGACAGAAGGGCUUCACCACUGGAUGCUUAUCACUCUGUGACGAAAAUCUCAACGUGGUUAACGGGUCUUGCUCUGGCAUUGGCUGCUGCCAGACUUCUAUCCCAGAAGGAGCAAUGGGGUAUAUUUUGAAUGUUCGGAUCUUGAACAACGACACCUUACCUGGUGGCAAAAAUUUCGGAGGUCAAUCAUGUGGUUACGGCUUUAUAGUGGAUGAACAAGCAUACAACUUUUCCUCCUUAGAUUUCGUAAACUUAAAGAAUAGGAGUUCUGUACCCCUGGUGCUUGAUUGGGCAAUUGGAAAUAAGACAUGCAAAGAUGCUAAGAAAAAUAAGGAAAGCUAUGCAUGUAAGGCAAAUCAUAGUUAUUGUUACAAUUCCACCAGCAGCCCUGGUUAUCGUUGCAAUUGCUCGGAGGGUUAUCAAGGGAACCCAUACUUCUCCGAUGGGCCUGAGAGUUGCCAAGAUAUUGAUGAGUGCAUGGGCCUUCGGAAGCCUUGCAAUGCUAAUGCAACAUGCACCAACACUGAUGGAAAUUACACAUGUACUUGUCCCAAGGGAUACGAAGGUGAUGGAAGGAAAGACGGAACAGAUUGCAGGCCUAUAGUACUUGGCCAAUCUAAUAAUAAGAUCAUCAGCAUUGCAUUGGGUGUCAGCAUAAGCCUCUUAGUGCUCCUUGUGGGAACCUCCUGGGUAUAUUGGGGACUCAAGAAAAGAAAACUCGUUAAACUCAAAGAGCAGUGGUUCAAGCAAAAUGGUGGCUUAAUGUUACAACAACGACUCCACAAUUGCACGGGAUCUAUGGAUACAGCAAAAAUCUAUAGUGUAGAAGAACUUAAAAAGGCAACGGAUAACUAUGACAAAAGUAAAAUCCUUGGUCAAGGAGGCUAUGGAACUGUUUACAAAGGAGUGUUGCCAAAUAACAAAGUGGUUGCUAUUAAAAAGUCCAAAAUUAGUGAUCAAAGUCAGAUAGAGCAAUUCAUAAAUGAGGUAAUUGUGCUUACUCAAAUCAACCACCGGAAUGUUGUCAAAUUGUUAGGUUGUUGCUUGGAAACAGAAGUUCCCUUACUAGUCUAUGAGUUCAUCAGUAAUGGGACACUUUAUGACUAUAUUCAUGAUACAAGCCGAUCGUCCUUACUCUCAUGGGACAAGCGUAUGAAGAUAGCUACAGAAACUGCAGGAGCUCUUGCAUACUUACAUUGUGAAGCUUCUAUGCCAAUUAUACAUAGAGACGUGAAAACUGCAAAUAUACUUUUGGAUGAUAACCACACAGCAAAAGUAUCAGACUUUGGAGCUUCAAGGCUCAUUCCUUUGGAUCAAGCACAUUUAACUACGUUGGUGCAAGGAACACAUGGGUACUUGGAUCCAGAAUACUAUCGUACUAGUCAUCUAACGGAAAAAAGUGAUGUCUAUAGUUUUGGUGUUGUUUUAGCAGAGUUAUUAACAGGUAAGAAAGUAAUUUGUUUCCUUAGGCCUGAAAAUGAGAGAAAUUUGGCUACAUACUUUGUUUCUAUGGUAGAACAAGAUCGCCUAUUGGAAAUUCUUGAUGAUCACAUCUACGAUGGGAGUAAUGCUGAAGAACUAAAAAAAGUUGCUGAUGUUGUAAAAAGAAGCCUUAGUGUUAAAGGAGAUGAUAGGCCUACCAUGAAGGAAGUGGCAGUGGAACUAGAUGGAUUGAGAAUUAAGGAAAGGCACCAUUGAUAGCAUGGGAAAUGAAACACUAAAACCAAUAGAUGAUGGCAGAUAAUCCAUAAUCCUUAGGGGUUAACACAGGCUCAAUCUUUGACUGUCAGGAUGAUCUAAUAUUGCUACUAUCCAUUGCAUACACUUAUUUUUCUGCCCCUCACUCCCCACCAUGUUUUCUUACUCUCACCACCAAUACGCUGCUAGCAUCUUCCUUCAAAUCUCUAUUUCUUUCUAUCUUUCUCUUUCCAAAUCCUUCCAGCUUUUCUAGAUCGUCUUUUUUGUGCUGUCAUCGCCUACAACAAUUAGUAGGUGCUUCUAUCUUGAGUCUAUCGCCUACUUUCCAUAAGUUGGCCUAGCUCCAUUGCUUGGAUUGGAUUCAAAUAUGCCCAUCGACUAAUUGGAGAUUUUGGUCUCGAUCCUUGCAAGUUAGGAUGUUAACAGAUCUUUCGGUAUGCUAAAGUAUUGUUAACUCGUGUGCUUUGCUAUAUUGCGCGCUUUUGUAUUGGUGUGCUUUUGUAUCAGUGAGCAAUUCGUUCAUGUAUCUAAUUAGGUGUGUGCUUUUUGAGUAUUCGUGUAAAUGAAUGUCAUAAGUUUUUAUUCGUGA